Molecule: messenger RNA, 13097 nt
Organism: Peromyscus leucopus (white-footed mouse)
Lineage: Eukaryota; Metazoa; Chordata; Mammalia; Rodentia; Cricetidae
Gene: Ksr2
Product: kinase suppressor of ras 2
Exons: 20
Coding region: 943-3795 (950 amino acids)
Biological process (GO): protein phosphorylation
Molecular function (GO): protein kinase activity; ATP binding
Source: RefSeq, a predicted model, not a curated record
CCAGGUGCACGCGCCGCCUGCCCCCCAGCGGGUCCCAGGCGCGCCCGGGGUUGGGGGGACCCGGGGACCGGCUGCGCGCACGGCGCCUCUCAGCGCUGCAUCCCUCGCUCGGCUCCCCACCCCGCCCUGUGAUUGACAGGCAAGAUGUCGGUGUGGAGCGAGGCAGGAGCCGUCACCCCUGGAGCCCGGCGGCAGCGGCAGCAGCAGCAGCGGCAGCGGCAGCAGCAGCAGCGACAGCGGCAGCAGCAGCAGCAGCAGUGUUGUCGCGGGGAGCAGACCGCAGCCAGCCGCAGUGGGCGCCGCAGCUCCGCCAGUCGUGCGCACAGCAUCCUGAGAGCGCGCUGAGCGCGGGGACCCGCGGACCAUGCCGUGUCACCGCGACCGGGAGGGGGGCAGGCGCGCUCCUUUUUGACAUAAAAGCCAGCCGGCCAAAUAGAUUUAUAUACAUAUAAUUCCGCCCUUGACGGAGCCGGUGUGCGAAGCGUGAGCUCUAUUUCUCUCUGCCUCCUCCUUCCACUCCUCCUCCUCCCCUUCCUCCUCCUCGCCCUCCUCCUCUUUCUCCUCCUCCUAAGUGUACAGACUGCACCCUACCACCUGGUUGGCUUCUGACAAACGGGCAUCUCUCCCUUUUUAGGGACCAGAGACACAGAGACAGAGAGAGGAGAGAGACAAGGGACAUUCUAAUGCAGACUGCCUGAUACUCCCCCCUCCAAAAAAAUAAUAAAUUUUGGCUCUUGUCCCCUCCUCCAACCCCCACCCCCUCAAGCUUGUGUGAGAUGUUGGGUUUCUUCAGGAGACACUGCUGAGAAGUCGCAGUGGUUGGAGAGGCGUAGGGGGGGUGGACUCCCUCUACCUCCUCUCCCUCCCUCCCCCUUUUUUCUUUCUGGGAGGAGGAGGUGGAGGAGGAGGAGGAGGAGGGGAAGGGGGGUUGCAGAGCGAGCGAUGGAUGAGGAAAACAUGACGAAAAGCGAGGAACAGCAACCUUUGAGUUUGCAAAAAGCCUUGCAGCAGUGCGAGCUGGUUCAGAACAUGAUCGACCUGAGCAUCUCCAAUCUGGAAGGGCUUAGGACGAAGUGUGCAGCUUCCAACGACCUCACGCAGAAGGAGAUCCGGACCCUGGAGAGCAAGCUGGUGAAGUACUUCAGCCGGCAGCUGUCCUGCAAGAAGAAGGUGGCCCUGCAGGAGCGCAAUGCCGAACUGGAUGGCUUCCCCCAGCUCCGCCACUGGUUCCGGAUCGUGGACGUGCGCAAGGAAGUCCUGGAGGAGAUCUCCCCUGACCAGCUGAGCCUGGAGGACCUCCUAGAGAUGACAGAUGAGCAGGUGUGCGAGACGGUAGAGAAGUACGGAGCCAACCGGGAGGAGUGUGCCCGGCUCAACGCCUCCCUGUCCUGUCUCAGGAAUGUGCACACAGCAGGUGGGAAUCUCUCCAAACAAGACUGGAUCAUCCAGUGGCCCACCACGGAGCCAGGGCAGGACAGCAACCCUGUGUGCCCCCCGGAGUCCAGUCCGUGGAUCCGCACCCACCUCUCCCAGAGCCCCAGGGUCCAGUCCAAAUGUAUCCAGCCCUUCUGUCACGCCAGCCCUACGCCUGGGACCCCUGUGUACACCCACGUGGACAGACUCACUGUGGAUGCCUACCAGAGCUUGUGCCCGCCGCCACCCCUGGAAUCAGGCCACCGCUCCCUGCCCCCGUCACCCCGGCAGCGGCACGUAGUCCGCACCCCACCUCGCACCCCGAAUAUCGUCACCACCGUGACCCCUCCUGGCACGCCACCCAUGAGGAGAAAAAACAAGCUGAAACCUCCGGGGACGCCACCACCCUCCUCUCGGAAACUUAUCCAUCUGAUUCCCGGCUUCACAGCCCUGCACAGGAGCAAAUCCCACGAAUUCCAGCUCGGGAACCGUGUAGACGAGGCCAACACACCCAAAGCCAAGAAGAAGAGCAAACCCCUGAACCUCAAGAUCCACAGCGGUGUGGGCAGCUGCGAGAACAUCCCUGCCCAGCAGCGCUCCCCGCUCCUGUCCGAACGCUCCCUGCGGUCCUUCUUCGUGGGCCACGCCCCCUUUCUGCCCUCCACCCCACCCGUCCACACGGAGGCCAGUUUCUCUGCAAACACACUGUCUGUACCACGGUGGUCACCACAGAUCCCACGCAGAGACCUUGGCAACUCCAUCAAGCACAGGUUUUCCACCAAGUACUGGAUGUCUCAGACGUGCACGGUCUGCGGGAAAGGGAUGCUUUUUGGCCUCAAGUGUAAAAACUGCAAGUUAAAGUGCCAUAACAAAUGCACCAAAGAAGCCCCACCCUGUCAUCUCCUGAUCAUCCAUCGAGGAGACCCAGCAAGGUUAGUGCGAACAGAGUCAGUCCCCUGUGACAUCAACAACCCUGUCCGGAAGCCAGCGCGAUACUCAGAUCUGCACAUAAGCCAGACGCUCCCCAAAACCAACAAAAUCAACAAGGACCACAUCCCCGUCCCUUACCAGCCAGACUCCAGCAGCAACCCCUCGUCCACGACGUCCUCCACGCCCUCCUCACCAGCACCCCCCCUCCCUCCCAGUGCCACGCCGCCUUCUCCCCUGCACCCUUCCCCACAGUGCACGAGACAGAAAAAGAACUUCAACCUGCCAGCUCCCCACUACUACAAAUACAAGCAGCAGUUCAUCUUCCCAGAUGUGGUGCCUGUACCGGAGACGCCCACCCGGGCACCUCAAGUCAUCCUGCAUCCUGUCACAUCGAAUACAAUCUUGGAAGGAAAUCCAUUACUUCAGAUUGAAGUGGAACCGACCUCAGAGAAUGAAGAAGGCCACGAUGAAGCGGAGGAGUCCGAGGAUGACUUUGAGGAGAUGAACCUAUCCCUCCUCUCGGCCCGGAGCUUCCCACGCAAGGCCAGCCAGACCAGCAUCUUCCUUCAGGAAUGGGACAUCCCCUUUGAGCAGCUAGAGAUUGGCGAGCUCAUCGGGAAGGGUCGCUUCGGGCAGGUCUACCACGGACGCUGGCACGGGGAGGUGGCCAUCCGGUUGAUUGACAUCGAGAGGGACAAUGAGGACCAGCUCAAGGCCUUCAAGCGGGAGGUGAUGGCCUACAGGCAGACCAGACAUGAGAACGUGGUGCUCUUCAUGGGAGCCUGCAUGAGCCCGCCCCACCUGGCCAUCAUCACCAGCCUCUGUAAGGGACGGACGCUCUACUCUGUGGUGAGGGACGCCAAGAUUGUCCUGGAUGUCAACAAAACCAGGCAGAUCGCACAAGAAAUUGUGAAGGGCAUGGGCUACCUCCACGCGAAGGGCAUCCUUCACAAGGACCUCAAAUCAAAGAAUGUCUUCUAUGACAACGGCAAAGUGGUCAUCACGGAUUUCGGGCUCUUCAGCAUUUCUGGGGUGCUACAGGCUGGCAGACGAGAAGACAAGCUACGCAUCCAGAAUGGCUGGCUGUGCCACCUGGCCCCAGAGAUCAUCCGUCAGCUGUCCCCCGACACAGAAGAGGACAAGCUCCCCUUCUCCAAGCACUCGGAUGUCUUUGCUCUCGGCACCAUCUGGUAUGAGCUCCACGCCAGGGAGUGGCCCUUCAAGACUCAACCAGCAGAGGCAAUAAUUUGGCAGAUGGGAGCAGGCAUGAAACCCAACCUCAGCCAGAUUGGAAUGGGAAAAGAAAUCUCGGACAUUCUGCUCUUCUGCUGGGCCUUUGAGCAGGAAGAGCGACCCACCUUCACCAAGCUCAUGGACAUGCUAGAGAAACUGCCAAAGCGAAACCGCCGCCUGUCACACCCCGGACAUUUCUGGAAGUCUGCAGAGCUGUGACCAUGGACAUGGGCCAGCGUCAGCUGACUCGCCCCCAAACCACCUCCUCCUCCCUGCUCUGCCCUCUGCCAGCCCAGGAGGCCCAGGCUUACCACCAGGGGAGUCCCAACACAGCCCAGCCUGGGAGACCUGUGCGAUGACCCGGACGCCGUGGAGGCUGACCGCAUCUUGGACUUGUACCCCUUUACUCAGGCAGGAUCAGGGACACCCCCCCCCCAAGCUAGGAUCAAACUGGACGAGUGAGGGUCCCGUGCACGGUAUGAAGAGCAGCAGACGCAACACAACAUCACCGGGCUGUGGAGACCCAGACCUACGGCCCUGUGGGCAGACUCCCUCCCAGGACCGGCGAGUGUGCAUGUGUCUACGUGUGGACAGGACCUCCAGCUUUCUUACCACCCGGACAAGCCUGCCCACCUGUGAAGUGUCCCAGAUGUGCUAUCCCAGAACGUAGGACAGGGAUGGAACCAGGAACGACAUGCCUGCUCCGUUGAGUCAAGGUUCCCAGGCCAAGGUCAGAGUGGAAAGGGUUAAGGCGAAGCUUGCAAACAUCUGUUUGUAGAGGCCCCAUUCCAAGCUGGAAGUGACUGCUAGCCCCUGGGUGCACAGCUCCGAAGGACACUAGGCAGUCCCGUGUGUCGUUUUACUAUGGGGCCUCUCUGGGGAGAAAGUCCCCCGGCUUUCCCCUUCAUCCUGUCUUGUAAGAACGUUGUUCUGACUCACCUCACAGCCCACCCUCCCCUGGGCAAAUUGGAGGACACCAUAGCAUCUCAGCUGAUAUGACAUCUGGAGGGUCCUUUGUAGCUCACCAUCAUUCAUGGUAUACACACACACACCACCACCACCACCACCACCACCACCACCACCACCACCACCACCAAAGUCUGAGUCCUGAGAACUGGGCCUGCAGCAAGAGAGUUCUAGUACAUUCUCUCUUUAGCGCUGACACUGCUGGAGUUGGUUCUCCCACAGUGACGGAUACAGGUCCUGGGUAUGCAUGACGGGUUACAUGGGUAUGCGAGUAAUAUUUACAAGGGUCUCCCAGCCUCUCACCCACUGCGUUCCUUGUCAGGGGGUGCAAGGAGGGAACGCAUCUGUGGAGGUUCCGUGGUCUCUGCUCUGGCCCAGUGCUGAGUCCUCUGAGUGGAUUCCCCCACUCAAGAUCCUGUGCCCCUCACACCACAUCUCCCAUGCCUUUCUUCUCUCCCUACCCAAGGGGGAAGGUUUUCUGGUCUGUGUUGGGCUCCCCCACCCCCUCCCCCACCACAGGAUCCUGCCUGAGGGAUGCUGAGAACGGAGGGUACAGAGUAAAUAGAAGGGAGUGCCCUGAGGCCACUGGUCCAUGUCCCCAAAGCCCUGUCCCCAGCGGUCACACUUGACACAUGAAGAAAAGCUGUCCCCAAGCAGAGAACUGGCAGAGGUGGCAGGACAGAGACAUCCAACCCAAUCAUACGGAAUUGUCCCCUUCUUUGGUGGCCCUAGGAUGCACGUCCUGGGGCCAAACCUGCUUGUAAAGCAGGAAGAUUGAUUGACAGUGGUCACACAUUCAGAAAGACUACCCUAUGACAUCCUCAAGUCUUUGCAGGGCCCUUCUCAAACCCCUGUACCUGUGCUGGGAGGACCUGGGGCCCCCACACAAAGUUGUUCCCACGUGAACAUCUCUCUCUCUCUCCUAGUAACACCUGUGUGUCUCCGUGGCUCAGCCUUCAUGCAUCUCAGAGACAUUUCACAUACGUGUGCUCACAUGCCAGGGCUCCCGUAUCACUAAGGACCGUCCUUAUGGGUAGCUGCAUCCUCAUCUAACAAGGCUGCCUUCUGAACUCAUCCCUGUGGCCAGGGCUGGGCUGAGAUCUGCCUCCCAGCAACCUACUAAGAACCUAGGAUUUAGUUCCUCCUUUCUCUUUAAUCCCAUCAGGACCUCUGUGGUCCAUGGACCCCCAGUCUUUAUCACGUGUCUUUGUAUCAAGAGAGGAAGUAAGAGAGGGCUGAGCCACUGGGAACCUGACGUUGUCACCAAGAACUGGAACCCAUUCAUCUGCUUCCCCUGUUUUCAGAUGAAUGACCCACUGGGGACUGGAGAGGGAGAUUUCUCCACAGUUCUGGGUGCUUCAAGGGAGCCAGAGGAAGGGGUUUCUUUACAAGGAGUGACCGAUCACCCACCUCCUAGGGUUCUGACCUGCUCUGAAUCUAGGGUCUAUGACUCUGUGAAGGAUUGAAAAAAAAAAAAAGAGUGUGGUGGUGACCCACCUGUAAUCCUGGCACUCUGAAGGCUGAGGCAGGAGGAUAACAAGUUUGAGGGCAGCCUGGGCUCCAUAGGAUUUCUGAAGACCUGUUUGUGAUUAAGGACUUGAAUGAUACAGGGAGAGUCCCAGCCUUCCUGGUUCCUCUGCCACUUAUGGGACCUGGGUCUCUUGGGUCAAAUGUCACCUCUUCUCUCUUGCUCUUUCCUGACCUCCACACCCUGGGCUGGACCUGUGCCUGGGCUCCAGGCUCCAUCCCUCCCCGGCUUCCCUCACUUCCUCCAGCUAACAGGCCCUGGCUGGCUAGCAGCCCCAUAAUGCGCAAACACUUGGAUCCAGGGAGCCAGCAAGUCUUCCCUGAGGAAGCAUCUGAGGAUGAUGGAUUCCUCUACCCUGCACAGAGCCAAAAGAAAGAGAAGGUUGCGUAGUUAGAUACACUCCCCCACCCCCCUACCACCAUCAUCACCACCACCCCGCCGCCGCCGCCGCCGCCGCCGCCCCUGGACUGUUCAGCAUCUCACUCUGGACAAUACCCCUUGUUCCGUCACACCAGCCACCCACUCCACUAGCACCAAAUGGCUUCUGUCUCUUCCUCGCAUCGCAAAUCCUUCGAGACACAGGCUUCAGAGGGAACAAGUCCUUUCUAGCUUUGUGUGGGGUCAUCUCCCAUGUCCCCAUCCCCAGAGCUAACCUAGAAACUCCAAGUGGUCCCUUGGAUGGUUUUAUGCGUGUUUUCUCUUACUGGUCAGAAGGGGAAGGGCCUGUGUGUCAUGUGCUUGGUCCUCUUGUUCUCUGUAGCAACUUGAACUCUUGGCCAAUAGGAGCCCUAGAUGGGUGUUACUCGGUUGGUGGCUGUAUACGGGAUACCUAGCGCAGGAGGUGGGUAGAGAGCUUGCCUAACACUCCUCAAAGCCCUGAGUUCCAUCCCAAGCACCACAUAAACCAGAUAUGAUGGUGCAUGACUAAGUUCCCAUACACAAGAGGCAGAGGCAGGAGGAUCAGAAGUUCAAAGUCAUCCUUGACCAUAUAGUGAGUUUGAGACCAGCCUGGGCACCAUGAGACCUUGUCUCGAAAAAUAAUUUUUGUAAAUUUAGGAGUCUUGGCACCUCCCACCCCAUGUUCACACACAAAGCCAGACUCCCGUCAACCCCCAUAUUCCUUGUCCCUAUUUGGACACGGCGACCUAAGGUGUACAGAUCAAACAAGCGCCACCCACUUUUAACCUGGGAUCCUCAAGCUCUGGCCUGCACAGUGGUUUUUACAUUCUUUGUAACUGAGGAUGAAAAACAAAAUCAAAAGAAUGAAAAUAUGACCCGGGCAAAUUUGAUGCAAUUCAAAUUUCCCAUCAGUCCCAUAUUGUCCCCAGCAAUGACAAAAUUAUUUGCAAGAGAGACCCCAAGACCCAUAGAGUCAAAAUAUAUUGUGGCUUGGUCUGUGGCCAACUGGGCUGGCCUGUGAUGUAGUGGGUUGUCUUACUGAGGAAUAAACCCACCAGAGUAGAAGGGAAGGGCGCCUGUGGGAAGCAGCCUCCAGAAUGACAAACGCUGAGAAGGGAGAGGCAGAUCCUGGGCCCUGGCCAGGUGUGGUACCUGCUGGCACUGUGAGUCAAGCCCUUGAGGCUAUUGUGAGCUCUCAGAUGUGUCCAGCCCAUCGCCCACAGACUGCCUGCACCCCCAAACAGCUGUGAAUGUCACACCCCACUACAAAACUGUAAACUGACUUAAAAUAUUAAGUUGUUCUUUUUUUCUAUUUUCCUUUUCCAUUUCUUUUUUCCCCCCUAAGGGUAUGAACUUUGUAGAUGACCACGCCAUGUCUCGGUGUCAAAGGUGCAGGAUGCAUGGCUCGCUAGGCUUCAAGGCUGCCUGGGUCAGUCAGCAGUGCUGGCAUAGGCACAGGUUGGCUUCAACAACAGAUACUCGUUUCUCCCAGAUCUGGGAUCAUCUCCGUGGUGCCUUUCUCCAAUCUCUUGUUUCUGGUGUCUUUUUCUUCUAUGAAUCCUAAGAACACUGCAUGUCUUCUUAAUUAGAGCCCCACCCCUCUGACCUCUUCAAAGAUUCUUUCUGUGGGAGUGGCCUUAAGGACUUCAACUGGAGAUGUUGGGGAAAGACUCAACGUGAGCAUGGUGGGAAGUCAUCCUUCAGUCCUGUACCAAGACCCUAGAGGUGGCUGAGGCCGUGGAUUUCCAUUAUCUGAAGGCUUCCCAUCUCUGGCUUUUCAUUUCCAUGCUGGCCCCAAGCUUGAGUCCCCAAACAGGCCCCCUCCCUGUCCUCAUGUCCUGCCCAUCUUCAUUACACCCAUCCACCCUCCUGGGGACUGGUCUUGUUGUAAGAGUGAUCCUGGUAAAGCCGAGCCUCCUUUUGCCCCUAGGUCGGCUUCUGUGAGAAACUACUACAUGCCAAGAGGCUUUUCACCAUCCGGCAGAUCCAGAGUCCAAAACAGAAUGUCCACAUGACCCACCCCCUCUGGAAUUUCUCAAUGUUUCCCUGUUGCUUCUUGACAUGUAAGGGUAUGUGGUAAACGCCAACAUUCCUUGGCUUGUGGGAGCAUCUCUCUAACCUCUCCCUUUGUCUCCACCAGGCACACGGGGCUCCUUGCAUCUCUCUCUUUGUGUGGCUCUUUUUAUGGGGACCCAGUCCUGUUGAAUCAGGACAUGGUGUAUGGGUUAUCAUUCUUGGGACUCUAACCAAAUGCCUGAGAGAAAGAACGCAAGGGAGGAGUUACAUAUUUUUUUGGCUCACCGUUUCAGAGGACCGAGUCCAUCACUGUCUGGCUCUGUGUUCCCUGGCCUGUCUUGAGGCAGAAUGUGAUGGUGGUGUGAAGGUGAGGAGGGCGAGCGUGUUCUUUGUGGUCAAUAGGAAGCAGAGAGAGAGAAUGAACAACACAGGGAGGGGCCAGGGUGAGAUGUCUCGUGGCCAUGUGCCCACUGGCACACUUCCUCCAGCUAGGACCUACCUCCUGCCUUUGGGCAUCACAUUGUGAAUCCAUCCAGGGUCUCAUCGUAGGUUAGGUCAUAGGUAUUGAACUGCCUCCAGAAACUACAUCAUAGACACCCAGAGGUGCUUCGCCGAUUCUUUAAAAAGCAUUUCUUAAUUCCAUCAAGCUGACACAAUCAAGAUUACCCAUCACAUCCCUUUACUGAAGUAUGAUCUCAUCGGAAGUAACACACCUUUGUGACCCUGUUUCCAAUCAGGGCCUGUUCUGAGGCCCUGGGACACAACUCAAAACCUAGUGCUCUCUCAGUGACUGUCCUCUGUAUGCAGUGUCAUCUUGGCUCCUUUGUGGCCAACCCUGGGUCCUCCAGAGAUAGAUUUCCCAGAAUCCAUGAGCUACUUCUCAAUCCUACUUAGGACAGAAAUGUCCCAUCCUUGAGUCCCGAUAGUCAUAGGCUUCAGCACAUGGAUUGUGAGAGCGGGCAAUGAAGAAGUACCAAUAAGGUCACUGGGAUGAGGAUUUGGAAAGAUCUGUGUAUAAAAGGUCUAGAAGGAUGAAUAUCUAGACCAAGGAGGGUGAAUGCGUAAUGUUCCUACCAUUGCCACCCCUUCCUCUAUCCUUGGCAGACAUUGCUAAUCAAUCCCAGCACACCUUCCAACUGCAGCCAUAGAACAUUAGGCAGGUAAGCCCCACAUGUGACUAUACAUGUGGAGAAGGGGAGAUAGGUUCCCCCAGAAAGCCCCUUCUAACAACCAAUGGUGGCUUUAGAACUCACACCUUGGAAUUUUCCAGAAACCCAGCCACUUGGGGACUCUCCUUAGUGGAGAGUCUGCUUGGAACUGUACAGGAGUUACUUUCCAAUUAGGGAAUUUGGCAAGCUGGGAAAGGAUUCUUUCCAGGUAACCCUGUAGCUGCUACCAUUUAGUAAACUGCUUGCUGCUUAGAGAGAAUCAUUUAUUCUCUGGGACAGCUUCUCUGCCACAAAACAGCUGGGCUGUAUGGCCACAAAGAUGGACAUCUGGAAAUAUGGCUGCACGCACAGCAGCAGGCUCAGAAGCAGGAAGGAGUUCUGAAGUUCAGCCAGGGAAGUCAGGAUAUGUGGCAUAAGGUGUUGGGAAGAAGGAAUCUGACCCUAAAUGCUUUUCCGUCUUUUGCCUGUAUGGAAGGCUCAACAUCUGAGUUUUCACCCAGUGGCCUCUCAGGUUCUCGUGGACCCGAAACUUGCUCUACUCCUGAACUCUUCAAAUGCCGCUGAUGACCAAUUUGGUGACCAAUAGGACCUUGCAUGGGCCACUCUUCAGCUCCUGCCCAAUCCCAUCUCUUGCCCAUGUGCUGAGGAAGAAUGAAAACUAGCCAUCGUGUACUUAGCUUAAAUGGAAUCUGGAGAGUGACGUCCCACUCCAUGGAGCUGGUAGUCAUUGUUUGAGACUCUGUGAUAUUUGCAUUGUAGAUCCUUAGAUUUGAAAGUCUGGUGAUUCAAACCAAAGCUUAGUUUUUCUUUUCUGUUAAUUUGAAGGGGAAAAAAAUACCAGCUUGGCUAUUUCUUCACAUCUUAAAAUGCCUUGACUUCUCUCCAUAACCCACUGCAGGUCCCAGGAUAUGAGAAAUGCUAGGUCCAGGAAUGCAAGAGGUAACUCUACCCAGUGACAAUGCCCAAGAAACAUCUAAUCAUGGAAAUAGAUGUCUGUGAUGUACAGAAGGCUGGGGGAACUCGCAGGGGCCAUAAAUGCACACAAGUGUGGGCAGUGAUCCAUGAAGCUGAGGUCUAAAGGAAGAGGAGGAGGCAGGAAGGUCAGACUGGCCGAAUUAGAAGUCUAUCAAUCUCAGUGCAGUUGACCUUGGACUCAGUCAAUUCUUGGGUUCCUGUUAUAGCCCAGGCUAGCCUCAAACCCUUGAUCCUCCUGUCCCUGGUGGAGAAACAGCCACUAAACAGCAUAACAGAAUGUGACUGCCCUGUCCCUGAUCUGGGUGUGGCUGAUGGAAAGUUCUCUGUACCAUGCCUUUAAUCAGAUCCAGGGUUCCCAGUGGCUCAGAAUUGGAGGAGGGGACAGAGGGAAAGGUAGACAUUGCAAAAGACUGAAGUUUGGUGAGCACUUUGGAAUUUGACACACAUAGUCAAGUGCCUCGUGGGAAGGAAGCUGGAUCACUGGGACUCUGCUCCAUGAGGGUCAAUAAGCCCCAUCCUCACCCUGCCCAGGGUGGGACACUGAUGAUCCAUGGAUGUCUCUGCUGUACACGGGCCAGGCACCAGCCCUCCUCCUGAAAUGCUGCUCUUAUCUGCUCCUGUUUCUUAACCAUGCUGUCCCUCCACCUCUCAUACAGAGCUCUGAUGUGUCAGCCUCCUGACCCUCAGACCCAUAUGGACACACUGGAAAGCCCCACCACAGACAGUCUUGCCAUGGUUUCUCUCUCUCUCUCUCUCUCUCUCUCUCUCUCUCUCUCUCUCUCUCUCUCUCUCUCUCUCUCUCGGCAUUGCCUUCACUCUAUGCAUAGGCCCACUGCAGUACUGACAUCAGAGACAUGCAGGAACAUGGAGAUCGGUGUUGAUAGAAAGACACCCACACCCUACAUAAUUCUCCAGAGAAAUCAUGAAUGUGUUGGGCAAAGCGCUGAUUUGUUAUGGAAGAAGCUGGCAAUAACCCAGGGGUCACAGAGAGCCCCAGACUGAAUGUGUAAUGGAGCCUAAAAUGUAGAAGAGAAUGCAUUAGCUUUGUUGGUAGGGUGGGGUUUCUUUCAUUCCUUGAAGUAUCUAUGUGGGCUUGAGGCAUGGAAAACAGCGCCUCGACCAAUUAUAGAACUCGCUGGGGUGGGACCUGUAAAUGAAUGGGGCACUCAGGUCUGCUUCAACUUGAUUCAACUCACAAUUCUCUGUCUACUUCCUCUGGCUAACUGUGGCCUCACCAACAAGUUCUCAGCGUCCUUGGCUCUGCUGGAGCAAUACUUUGGACUUUCUUAGCUUUGUGAAGCCCUUAGCGCUCAGUCUAUUGCUGGUCCCCAUGUGGGUGACUGCCAUUAAUAAACAGUGGCUCCAUAGCAUCCCGGUCUCUGACAUCUUGGCACCCGACUGAAUGCCUCACCCCAAAGUGUACCUCUCAGGAUAUCGCUGGGCACACGCAGCUGAAAUAGAGAGGCAGUGGGUGUCUCCUACCCAUUUAGAUGCUGAUGUCCUAGGGACUGUGAACAGGGACAGCUAGGUCUCCUAAGGAAUAGCUUGGAACAGCUUCCAGGUCCAGGGGGAACUGAGAGGUCUCCAGAAAGACCAUCCCCUGACCUUGGUAGAAGCAGGAAGCUUUUCCUUCUGUUCCACAGCCCCUAGGUCAAAGCCAAGGCCAUCAUCGGGGGCACACAAGUCUGGCUCCACAGGCAAGCAGCCUUGCCAUAGCAGGCCAGACUCUACAGCCCAGGUUCCCACUCCAGACCUGUUGUUCCUCUGUCUUUUGAUCUUUUCUUGGCGGUCUGCUCUAUAGACUCCUCUGUCAUAUGUCCCAACAGGUGGACAGCUCUCCAAGUCACCAACUUGAGGAAAAUCCCUCAUUGUAAAAAAGGCUUUCUUUGUAAAUUAUUCUGUUGCCUUUUUCUAAACACAAAGUAUAUAUACCUAUAAAUGCUAUAUAUAUUAUAUAUGUGUAUAUAUAUAUAAAGACUAAUUCUUGUACAGCCCUCCGCGGACCUCAGGCCCACACUGUUUUCUCCAUGUCUGUCUGUACUGACUGCUGCAGGAUGAGCUGAUGUAUGACCUUGGUUUCCCUUUUCCUUCUGGACCACUGUUUCUUUCCUCCCCUCUCUAGAUCUGUCUUACUCUCUGUCCCUUUCCCUUGUUGCCAACAUGUUGCUGGGAAAGAAUAUUUGAUUUAGAUGCCAUCCAAGAAAACAAGCAGAAUGGGUGAAUGGGUAGAUGGAUCGAUGAGUGGAUGGGUGAGUGGAUGGAUGGAUGGAUGGAUGGAUGGAUGGAUGGAUGGAUGGAUGAAUGAAUGGGUGGGUGGGUAGAUUGAUAUAUUGGUGGAUAUGUGGAUACGUGAGUGGAUGGGCAUGCAAGUAGGUGGGUGAACAGAAGAGUGAAUGAAUAGAAGGAUGGAUGGAUGGAUGGAUGGAUGGAUGGAUGGAUGGAUGGAUGGAUGGGUGGAUGGAUGGAUG